GACAGCCACGAAAGAGUUGGACAUCAUGGUCGAGAUAAAACAUGGAAAGAAGUUAAUGAUCAAUAUGCGUGGAUACCACUCGAAGCAGUGAAAAUAUUUAUCUCCCAGUGUGAUGCGUGUAGUAAUCGACAAGUAUUUCCCAAACCAUUAGCUAAAGCUGCGCCGGUGGCUGAAAAACUUCUCCAACAGUUUUAUAGCUUUGGACCACCGAGAAUUUUACAGUCAGACAAUGGUAAAGAAUUUGUUGCUAAAGUGAUAAAAAAUACUUGGACCGAUCUCGUUAUUAUUAAUGGGCGAGCUAGACACCCACAAACACAGGAUUUGGUGGAAAGAGGCAAUCAGACAUUGGAAUUAGCUUUGGGAAAAUGGAUGCAGUCCCAAAAUACGACAGAAUGGUCAAAAGGUAUAUAA
Molecule: messenger RNA, 411 nt
Organism: Didymodactylos carnosus
Lineage: Eukaryota; Metazoa; Rotifera; Eurotatoria; Philodinida; Philodinidae
Source: the annotation of a GenBank genome assembly